AUGGAGCCUCUGUUCCCCUCCUCUAGACCAGCCAGCUGGAAUACCUCCUCCGUGGCCACUGAGUGGCAGACCGGCGGAGGCGACGAGAAUGGGACGAAUGGGACGAUGGCAGGACCGGCGUCCUCGCCGGGGGCCCGAGCGGUGGUGGUACCGGUGCUCUACCUGCUGGUGUGCGUGGUGGGGCUGGGCGGCAACACGCUGGUCAUCUACGUGGUGCUGCGCCACGCCAAGAUGAAGACUGUCACCAACAUCUACAUCCUCAACCUGGCGGUGGCCGACGUGCUUCUCAUGCUGGGGCUGCCCUUCCUGGCCACACAGAACGCCGUCUCCUACUGGCCCUUUGGCCCCGUACUGUGCCGCCUGGUCAUGACGCUGGACGGCAUCAACCAGUUCACCAGCAUCUUCUGCCUGACCGUCAUGAGCGUGGACCGCUACCUGGCCGUCGUCCACCCCAUCCGCUCCACGCGGUGGCGCCGCCCGCGGGUGGCCAAGCUGGCCAGCGCUGCGGUCUGGGCCUUCUCCCUGCUCAUGUCUCUGCCACUGGUGGUCUUCGCGGACAUCCAGGAGGGCUGGGACACCUGCAACCUCAGCUGGCCAGAGCCCGUGGGUCUGUGGGGCGCCGCCUUCAUCAUCUACACAUCUGUGCUGGGCUUCUUCGGGCCGCUGCUGGUCAUCUGCCUGUGCUACCUGCUCAUCGUGGUGAAGGUGAAGGCCUCGGGCGUGCGUGUGGGCUCCACGAGGCGGCGCUCGGAGCGCAAGGUGACGCGCAUGGUGGUGGUGGUGGUGCUGGUGUUCGUGGGCUGCUGGCUGCCCUUCUUCAUCAUCAACAUCGUCAACCUGGCCGUCGUCCUGCCUGAGGAGCCUGCCGCCGCGGGUGCCUACUUCUUCGUGGUCAUCCUGUCCUACGCCAACAGCUGCGCCAAUCCUGUGCUCUAUGGCUUCCUCUCUGACAACUUCCGCCAGAGCUUCCGGAAGGUUCUGUGCUUCCGAAAGGGCUAUGGCGCUGAGGAUGUGGAUGCCAUGGAGCCACGGGCCGAGAAGAGCAGCCAGCUACAGGAGGCCACUCUGGCCGCACGCAGCUCAGAGGCCAAUGGGCUCAUGCAGACCAGUAGACUGUGA
Molecule: messenger RNA, 1119 nt
Organism: Phyllostomus hastatus (greater spear-nosed bat)
Lineage: Eukaryota; Metazoa; Chordata; Mammalia; Chiroptera; Phyllostomidae
Gene: SSTR5
Product: somatostatin receptor 5
Exons: 1
Coding region: 1-1119 (372 amino acids)
Biological process (GO): neuropeptide signaling pathway; cellular response to glucocorticoid stimulus; regulation of insulin secretion
Cellular component (GO): neuron projection; membrane
Molecular function (GO): somatostatin receptor activity; neuropeptide binding
Source: RefSeq, a predicted model, not a curated record